Seriola dumerili (greater amberjack) is the source of this 2191-nucleotide messenger RNA. RefSeq names its product thimet oligopeptidase 1 (gene thop1). Bases 1 to 2058 code for a protein of 685 amino acids. NCBI's taxonomy places the organism in Eukaryota, Metazoa, Chordata, Actinopteri, Carangiformes, Carangidae. The transcript is spliced from 14 exons. The record is from RefSeq and is a predicted model, not a curated record. Gene Ontology annotation, molecular function: metalloendopeptidase activity. Gene Ontology annotation, biological process: proteolysis; peptide metabolic process. Gene Ontology annotation, cellular component: mitochondrial intermembrane space.
AUGGGGCCGACAGGUGAGGUGGUGUUUGGCAGUCUGGUGCCAGUCUGCUCUGAGAACCGGCUACGUUGGGACCUGAACCCAGAGCAGAUCCAGCAGCUCUCGGAUGAGCUCAUCAUCAACACCAAAAAGGUGUACGACCGCGUUGGAGCGCUGGACCUCGACGGCGUCACCUUCGAGAACACGCUGAAGGCGCUCGCCGACGUGGAGGUCGAGUACACCGUCCAGAGGAACAUGCUGGACUUCCCGCAACACGUGUCUCCGAGUAAGGAGGUCCGAGCGGCGAGCACCGAGGCCGACAAACGCCUGUCGGAGUUCGACGUGGAGAUGAGCAUGAGGGAGGACGUCUACCAGAGGAUCGUCGCCCUGGAGAAGAAGAUCGAUCCUGAAAGCCUGACAGCAGAGUCCAAGCGUUAUAUGGAGCGACUGAUCAAACUGGGGAAGAGGAAUGGCCUCCACCUGCCCAAAGAGACACAAGAGGAGAUCAAAACUAUCAAGAAGAAGCUGAGCAACCUUUGCAUCGAUUUCAACAAGAACCUGAACGAGGACACCACCAGUCUCUCCUUCAGCCGAGACGAGCUGGGUGGCCUUCCCGAGGACUUCCUGAGCUCUCUAGAGAAAGACGGAGAGAAGCUGAAGGUCACUCUUAAGUAUCCUCAUUACUUCCCCACCAUGAAAAAAUGCUUCGUCCCAGAAACCCGCAGGAAGCUGGAGGAGGCCUUCAACUCCCGCUGUAAAGGGGAGAACUCGGUCAUCCUGAAGGAGCUGGUGGAGCUUCGGGCCCAGAAAAGUUCUCUGCUCGGCUUCAGCACACACGCCGACUUCGUCCUGGAAAUGAACAUGGCCAAAUCUGGAAAGAAGGUGGCCUGCUUCCUAGAGGAGCUGGCCUGUAAGCUGAAGCCUCUGGGUGUUGAAGAGCGAGCGGUCAUCCUCAAGCUGAAGGAGAAGGAGUGUCAGAAAAGAGGCCUGCCUUUCAACGGAGAGCUGCACGCCUGGGACACCCGCUACUUCAUGACCCAGGUGGAGGAGACCCAGUAUGCUGUGGACCAGAACCUGUUGAAGGAGUACUUCCCCAUGGAGGUGGUGACUCAGGGUCUGCUGGACAUCUACCAGGAGCUCCUCGGUCUGUCCUUCAAGCUGGUGGAGGGAGCUGCCGUCUGGCAUCCUGACGUCACUCUGUACUGUGUGAAGGACCGCAGCAGUGGACAGAUGGUCGGCCAGUUCUACCUGGACCUCUACCCCAGGGAGGGGAAGUACGGUCACGCCGCCUGCUUUGGCCUCCAGCCUGGCUGCCUGCUGCCCGACGGCACACGGCAGAUGUCGGUGGCGGCCAUGGUGGCCAACUUUAGCAAGCCGACGGCCGACGCUCCAUCUCUCCUGCAGCACGACGAGGUGGAGACGUACUUCCACGAGUUCGGCCACGUCAUGCACCAACUCUGCGCUGAGGCGGACUAUGCCAUGUUCAGCGGGACUCAUGUGGAGCGGGACUUUGUGGAGGCUCCAUCUCAGAUGCUGGAGAACUGGGUUUGGGAGAAGGAGCCUCUGCAGAGGAUGUCCAAACACUACAAGACUGGCAACAGCAUCCCAGACGAGCUGCUCGACAAGCUCAUCAAGUCCCGCCUCGCCAACACCGGUCUGUUUAACCUGAGGCAGAUCGUUCUUGCUAAAGUGGAUCAGGCUCUUCACACCAGGAACGGACUAGACCCUGCAGAAGAGUACGGACGCCUCUGUCAGGACGUCCUGGGAAUCCCUGCUUCACCAGGAACCAACAUGCCAGCAACCUUUGGGCACCUGGCCGGCGGUUAUGAUGCUCAGUACUACGGUUACCUGUGGAGCGAGGUGUUCUCCAUGGACAUGUUCUAUGCUCGCUUCAAGCAGGAGGGAAUCAUGAACCCCAAGGUGGGUCUGGACUACAGGAAGUUCAUCCUGCGGCCCGGUGGCUCUGAGGACGCCUCCGAGAUGCUGAGGAAGUUCCUCGGGCGGGAACCCAAACAGGAAGCGUUCCUGCUGAGCAAAGGACUAAUGGUGGAGCAGGGCACCAGCACGCCGUGUCCCUGCUGACCAAUCACAGCAGCCGGCUCCACCCCACCCCCCCAAAAGCACUGGCCCACAUAACAACGAACUGAGGAGAUUUUCUAGAAAAAAAAAAACAGAGAAAUGUUCCAAACAUGGAAAAAACGACCCGUAAAUAAAA